Closterium sp. Naga37s-1 is the source of this 2760-nucleotide messenger RNA. The record is from the annotation of a GenBank genome assembly. Lineage: Eukaryota; Viridiplantae; Streptophyta; Zygnematophyceae; Desmidiales; Closteriaceae.
AUGAUGGCGCACCAGGACCCGGAGAUGGACCACCCCGAGCAGCCCGCGCGCAUCCACCGCAUCUUCUCCUACCUGCACUCCACCGGCCUCGCCCACCGGUGCGCUGUGCUCCCUUGCCUUGCCGCCCUGCUCCCAUCCUUUGCCGCCUUGCUCUGCCUGUGCAAGUCAAAGGGGGCUCGGGCCCGCUUGCCUUGCCGUUCGACCGCCCACACACACACCCCUGUCUUCCCCCCCUUCUCCCCCCCCACUCCCUUCCCACCCUCUCCUUCCCAUUCCCCCACACUCCCUUGCUCCCCCCGUUUCCUCCGCGCACCCACCGUUAACUCCUUCCUGCUUCUACUAUCUUGUUCUCCCCCACAUUCCCCUCAACCCUCCUCUCUCCCCCCCCCCACCGCCCCUCCCACCCAACACCCCCUUCCCCCUCCCCCCACCUCUUUCCCAUCCCAUCAACCCGGCCACCCCGGCCCACUCGGCCACACCUCCGACCCCGGGCACCCCCCCAGGUGCAUCCGAGUGCCAGCGCGCGAGGCGAGGGACGAGGAGCUGCAGGCGGUGCACACGCGCGACCACGUGGCGUUCAUCCGCGCCGUGAGCAGCGAGCAGCUGAGCGCGGAGGAGCGCGAGGCGUGCAGCCGCGCCUUCAACUCCAUCUUCUUCAAUGAGGGCUCCUCAUCCUCUGCGCUCCUUGCUGCUGGCUCCGUCGCUGAGCUAUCCCAGCAGGUGGCAGCGCACAAGCUACAUCACGGAGCAGCAGCGGUGCGGCCGCCAGGGCACCAUGCGGAGGCGCACUGCCCCAUGGGCUUCUGCCUCUUCAACAACGUCGCCCUCGCCGCCAAGCACCUGCUCGUGGGUGCCUUAGACAGCGGCAGUGUGCAGCGCAUCCUGGUGGUGGACUGGGACGUGCACCAUGGCAACGGCAUUCAGCACAUGUUCUGGACCGACCCGCGCCUCCUCUACUUCAGUGUGCACCGGUACCAGAAUGGCAUGUUCUACCCGGCGGGCCCUGCUGGUGACUACGACACGGUGGGGGCUAGACAGGCGGGCUACCAGGGCGGCAUGUUCUACCCGGCAGGCCCGGAUGGUGACUAUGACAUGGUGGGGGCGGGGCGGGGCGAGGGCAGCUACCAGGGUGGCAUGUUCUACCCAGCAGGCCCGGACGGGGACUACGACAUGGUGGGGGCGGGGCGGGGCGAGGGCUUCAACGUGAACGUGCCGUGGCCGGGCGGCGGGUACGGCGACGGGGACUACCUUGCCGCCUGGGACCUGCUGCUGCUGCCGCUGCUGCACGCCUUCCAGCCCCAGCUCGUGCUCGUGUCCGCUGGGUUUGAUGCUGGUGAGAGAGGGGGGAGGGAGAAAGGGUGGGGGCUGCUACAAGCAACAGCAGCGGGAGUGGUGGUGGUGUUGGAGGGGGGCUACAACCUCGAGUCCAUAGAGCAAUGCUUCGCGGCCUGUGUCUCCGCCAUGCUCCGUGAUCCCCCCAUCGCUGCUCCCCCCCCGCAAUGGCCCCUUCGCCUCUCCCAGUCCGGCCUCGCCACUGUUCUUCAGGUGCGCAAGCAUCUGUCCCAGUGGUGGCCGUGCCUCGCCUCGCCUCUCGACCUCUCCACCUUUCUGCACUCCCUCGCAUCCCUCCACGCCUCCUCCUCCACCCCCGCCGCUUCCCACCCCCCCUCUUCCUUGCCUCCCCACAUCGCGUCCACCACUGCUGCUGUCCCCCCCGCUCUAUCCAUGGAUGCCCUCUUCUCGCAUCUCUCCCAAGCUGAGAUGGCGCAUGUUGCUGCCACUGCUGCCGCUGCCGCUGCUCUCGCUUCUGCUGGUGUUCCGGUCGACAUGCAGGUAGGUGGAAUGCCCACAUCCCCCUCUACCCCGUCCGAUGCCUCUAUAGACUUUGAGGACCUGCCAGGAGUUGGGGCAGGGGAAGUGGAGAGUGGCACGCGGGGCAUGGGGUUUAGAGAGGAUGGGGAGAGUGCGGGGGUAGCAACAGAAGAGACUCGAGAUGGGGCAGGCAUGGGUGCUGUUGCUAAUGUUCUGCACGAGCGAAUGAAGGGAAGAGUGGCGUUUCAGGUGCAUAUCAGUGCCUGCUGCGAUAAUCAUUGUCACCUGCUGCAUACACUGCACCAACACCCCCACACUCAACGCCCCAUCCCUUCCCCAACACUCACUCCAUCCCAUUCAUUGUCCUCUUCCCUCUCUCCAUCCCUCCCUACCACCAUGCACGCACACACAACACCACCCCUCCCCACCAGUCUGCGCCAGUUCAAUGAGGUGGUAGCACAGGAGAACUCCCGAUCCGCCGCUCUCCUCGCCUCUUCCAACCAUUCGCUUCUCUCCCUCUCCCUCCUCGCACUCCUCUCCUCCCGCUUGCUCAACGCUGUCCCUUCCAUCAAUCCUGGCCCCGCCUCGUCACUGCAAGGGCCCUCACCCUCUGUCCCAUUCGACGAUGCUGCUGCUGCCGCUGCUGCGGCAGUAGGAGCUUCUGCUUCCACAGCAGCAAAACAACAGCCUUCCCCCUCUGCUUUCCACGAGAUCCUUCCGGAUGGCUGGUACGGCACUGUGCUGCUACUGGGCUUUGAUGAUGGAUGCCCAAUACUCACCUUCAGCUGUUCCGAGUCAGACCUGUCCAAGUUCCGCCUGCGCAAGCUGCCCAUGAACCCGCCCUCCGACGCGUACCGCCGUGUGGUGGCCAGAGGGCUCGUGGACGGGCUGGAAAUGCCCCUCGCGGACGCCCACGCGUACAUCGACAUGCGCUCUCGCCCGCUAUGA